GUCCUGUCUUCUCUCCCAUUCCUCCCCAAGGCUCCAAAACCUAGCUCUCCUCUUCCUCGGGCGGCGGCGGCGGCGGCCAUGGACAAGAGCAUGCUCGGCGACCUGGACGGCCUCCCCGAGGAGGACAAGAUGCGCAUGGCCGUCAUGAUCGAGCAGAUCCAGAUCCGUGACAGUCUGAGAAUGUACAAUUCCCUGGUGGAGAGAUGCUUCACGGACUGCGUGGACACAUUCCGCCGCAAGACCCUGGACAAGCAAGAGGAGUCAUGUGUCCGCCGCUGCGCUGAGAAGUUUCUGAAGCACUCCAUGAGGGUUGGCAUGAGAUUUGCUGAGCUUAACCAGGGUGUGGCCACACCUGACUAAACAUUCUGGUUUUGUUGCCCUUGCCAAGUUCCUAACCUUGGGGAUUUUGUCAGCAUCGAUUUGUAAUCCUAAAAAGAUUUUAGCACUCCUUGAGAUAUGCAAGUCGGUAAGGUUGCCUCUUGAACCAACUGCUGGGUAUGACAUUGAAUAAAAUUACCUAGAAUCAUUGUAUCCAACGGUACAUUCUCCAUAUUGUGGUUAAUGCUGUAUCCAUUGAUACCUGAUAGCUGCCGGGAAGAGUUUGGAUUCUCGUUUCA
Panicum hallii is the source of this 617-nucleotide messenger RNA. Its product is annotated as mitochondrial import inner membrane translocase subunit Tim9. The record is from RefSeq and is a predicted model, not a curated record. Lineage: Eukaryota; Viridiplantae; Streptophyta; Magnoliopsida; Poales; Poaceae. Bases 79 to 360 code for a protein of 93 amino acids. The transcript is spliced from 2 exons.